AACUUAAGACUUCCUUGAAUUUCUUUCGUAACAAUCGACGUUUAGUCAAGACUGCAAACAAUGCUUCGGGUGAUUGUGGAAUCUGCUACCAAUAUCCCUAAAACCAAGUUUGGGAAACCAGAUCCUAUUGUUUCUGUUAUUUUUAAAGAUGAAAAAAAGAAAACAAAGAAAAUUGACAAUGAACUUAAUCCUGUUUGGAAUGAGAUUCUUGAAUUUGACUUGAAAGGAAUUGCUCUGGAUAAUUCAUCUUCCCUGACAAUUACUGUGAAGGAUUUCGAACCUAUUGGACAAAACAAAUUAAUUGGCAAUGCAUCUGUAGCACUUAAGGAUCUCGUAGGUAACCAAAGCAGAUCUUUUCCCUUCAAACUCAUACCUCUGCUAAAUGAAAAGGGACAAGAAACCGGAGCAACAAUUGAUUUGGUAGUAGGAUAUGAGCCACCAGCUGGGCCUACAAAUCCAAAUGACCCAGGAGGGACCAAUACACAAGAAGGAGAUGGAGAAGAUGAUGGAGAUUAUGAAGAUCACUUGGAUGGUACAGUUGGUGGUAUCACACCAACAGUUCCAAGUGGCACAAAGGAAGCCCAGCUAUCUAAACGCAUCAUGAAAGGAAAGAAAACACGGAGAAUCCUUUCUAACAAACCACAAGAUUUCCAGAUUCGUGUUAGAGUCAUUGAAGGUCGUCAGUUACCUGGAAAUAACAUAAAACCAGUAGUCAAAGUUCAUAUUUGUGGUCAGACACACCGAACGAGAAUCAAAAGAGGAAACAACCCAUAUUUUGAUGAAAUAUUUUUCUACAAUGUCCACAUGACUCCUUUAGAGUUGCUUGAUGAAACAGUUAGUAUUCGGGUGUAUGAUUCUUAUUCUCUACGAGCAGACUGUCUAAUGGGAGAAUUUAAGAUUGACAUUGGCUAUAUUUAUGAUGAGCCUGGCCAUGCAGUCAUGAGAAAAUGGCUUUUGCUGAGUGAUCCCGAAGAUACAAAUUCGGGAGCUAAAGGCUAUAUGAAAGUCAGCAUGUUUGUCCUAGGAACUGGAGAUGAGCCACCAGCCGAGCAACUUACUGAUACCAGUUCCAGGGAUAAGUCAGGAAUGUCUCCACUACUAUGUAAUGUAAACAAACCCAUAGUGAAACCCGAGUACCAGAAAGCUACGAAUAUUUGCCAGGUGAAAAUUAGACCCAUCAAUAAUUACAAGUUAGGCAGAAGUAAUUUGAUGCAUGUGAAAGCAGGAGAUAGUUUUAACAAUACAAUCCUUAACCGUCUGAUGUUCCGUAAAGGUGCUGGAAUUGCAGUUCGAUGGGUCACUUUCCUUCUCAAAAUCUACAGAGCUGAGGACAUUCCGCAAAUGGAUGAUGCUUUUGCACAGACUGUCAAGGAAAUACUGGGAGGAGAAGCAGACAAGAAAAACCUGGUAGAUCCAUUUGUAGAAGUUUCUUUUGCUGGGAAGAAGGCUUGCACAAAUAUAAUUGAGAAAAAUGCUAAUCCAGAGUGGAAUCAAAUUAUUUAUCUUCAAAUCAAGUUUCCCUCGAUGUGUGAGAAAAUAAAACUUAGAGUCGUUGACUGGGAUCGUCUUACAAAAAAUGAUGUAGUAGGAACAACAUAUUUAAGUCUCUCAAAGAUUGCUUCUUCUGGAGGAGAAGUUGAAGAAUUUUCAUCUUCGGGAACAGGGGCUUCAUCGUAUGAAGUAAGCACUGGAGAAACUGAAGUUGGCUUUUUACCAACAUUUGGGCCUUGUUACCUAAACUUUUACGGAAGUCCAAGAGAAUAUACUGGAUUCCCAGACCCAUAUGAUGAAUUGAACUUUGGAAAGGGAGAAGGAGUUGCUUAUAGAGGGAGAAUUUUGGUUGAACUAUCUACAAUACUUGAAAGCAAACCUGUUAAUAAAAAGUUAGAGAUGAUUCCUAAUGAUGAUUUACUGGUUGUUGAGAAAUACCAGCGUAGACGGAAGUUCUGCUUGGCUGCUGUGUUUCAUUCUGCUACCAUGCUGCAAGACACUGGUGAGCCUAUCCAGUUUGAAGUUAGCAUUGGUAACUACGGCAACAAGUUUGAUACCACCUGUAAGCCUCUGGCAUCAACAACCCAGUACAGUCGUGCUGUUUUUGAUGGUAAUUAUUAUUACUACUUGCCAUGGGCAAACACAAAGCCAGUUGUAACACUGACUUCCUUUUGGGAGGACAUAAGCCAUAGAUUAGACCCUGUGAAUGUAAUCCUAAACAUGGCUGAAAGACUGCAAUCCAACUUAGCCACCUUAAAAUCAGGAAUGCAGGCUAAAAUUUCUGAAAACCAAUUAGCUGAGAUGUGGUUGAAGCUGAUUGAUGAUCUUACAGAAGAUGUAAGUAAACCAUUUCCCCUCAUAGAAGGCAAAUCUAAUAUUACAGUCCUUGACACUCAGAUAGAAAAACUGCGCCUCAAGUCUCUCAAACAGAUUGGAGAAGCAGCAACAAGGAUGAGAAAUGAAGCUACUGAUGUGAAAGCCACUCUGACAGAAAUUGAGGAUUGGUUGGAUAAAUUACUGCAACUGAGUGAAGAGCCACAAAACAGUAUGCCUGAUGUAAUCAUAUGGAUGAUCCGAGGGGAGAAAAGACUGGCUUAUGCUCGUGUUCCUGCACACCAAGUGCUGUAUUCCACAACGAGCCCCGAAUCGUCUGGUAAAUAUUGUGGAAAGACCCAAACAAUCUUCCUAAAGUACCCACAGGACAAGAUGAAAGAUGCCAAAAUGCCUGUGGAGUUACGAAUUAACAUUUGGCUUGGGCUCAGUGCAGUUGAAAAGAAGUUUAAUAGCUUUGCAGAGGGAACGUUCAGUGUUUUUGCAGAAAUGUAUGAAAAUCAGGCUUUUCUUUUUGGAAAGUGGGGCACCUCAGGACUUGUUGGUCGCCACAAAUUUUCUGAUGUCACGGGAAAAAUCAAACUGAAAAGAGAGUACUUUCUACCUCCAAAGGGCUGGGAGUGGGAAGGAGAAUGGAUUGUUGAUCCUGAAAGAAGUUUGUUGACUGAAGCUGAUGCUGGCCAUACUGAGUUUACUGAUGAAGUAUAUGAAAAUGAGAGUCGCUAUCCUGGAGGGGAAUGGAAAGCAGCUGAAGAGAGUUACACAGAUGUGAAUGGAGAAAAAGCUCCACCACCACGUGAGUUCACGUGUCCUCUUGGGUGGAUGUGGGAAGAUGAUGCUUGGAAAUCCGAUUUAAAUCGAGCAGUGGAUGAGCAUGGAUGGGAAUAUGGAAUUACUAUUCCUCCAGACGCUAAACCAAAGUCAUGGGUUCCUGCAGAGAAAAUGUACCAUACACAUCGACGACGAAGACUGGUGCGGAAACGUAGGAGGGAUCCAGCUCAAGCAGUAACAGCAGGAAGGGGAAUGUCAUCAUAUGAAGAUCAAGAAGGAUGGGAAUAUGCUUCCUUGAUUGGCUGGAAAUUUCACUGGAAACAACGCAGUUCUGAUACUUUCCGUCGAAGACGAUGGAGACGAAAAAUGGCUCCCUCAGAGACACAUGGUGCAGCAGCUAUCUUUAAACUUGAAGGUGCUUUGGGAGCAGACACUAGUGUCGACGAUGGAGAAGGGAAGAGUUCAGACAAAACCAAGGAGUCAGCUACAAAGGUGUUUGGUGCCAAUACACCACUUGUUUCCUGCUACUUUGACAGAGUAUAUACUUACCACCUUCGCUGUUACGUCUACCAAGCAAGAAACCUCAUGGCUUUAGACAAAGACAGUUUUUCAGAUCCGUAUGCUCAUGUUUCUUUCCUCCAUCAAAGCAAAACAACUGAGAUCAUUCAUUCAACUCUAAAUCCUACAUGGGACCAAACUCUCAUAUUUAAUGAAAUUGAGAUCUAUGGGGACCCACAAACAGUAGCCCAAAACCCACCUAAUGUUGUUCUUGAACUUUUUGACAGUGACCAAGUGGGUAAAGAUGAAUUCCUUGGAAGAAGUGUUUGUUCCCCUGUGGUCAAGUUAAUCCCAGAAGAGGACAUCACACCAAAACUGCUCUGGUAUCCUGUAAUAAAUAAUGGCAAAGCUAGUGGAGACAUUCUUUUUGCUGCAGAACUUAUUUUGAGGGACAAGGGUGGCGCCAACCUUCCAAUUCUUCCAUCACAGAGAGCACCAAAGCUUUACAUGGUACCUCAAGGAAUCAGACCAGUAGUUCAACUCACUGCUGUUGAGAUUCUGGCUUGGGGUUUGCGGAACAUGAAAAACUACCAACUGGCACCUGUUAUGUCUCCAAGUCUCAUUGUGGAAUGUGGGGGUGAAAUGGUGGAAUCUGUGGUGAUCAAAAACCUCAAAAAGACACCAAAUUUUCCAUCUUCUGUUCUCUUCAUGAAAGUUCUUUUGCCAAAAGAGGAGUUAUACAGUCCAUCUCUUGUUAUUAAAGUAAUAGACCACAGACCAUUUGGACGGAAGCCUGUUGUGGGACAGUGUACUAUUGAUUUACUGGAAAGCUUUCGCUGUGACCCCUACGCUACUACAGAAGACAUUGCACCACAACUGAAAGUUAGUCUACUCUCUGCUGCACCUCGCCAGGAGACAGUAAUUGAAAUGGAAGACACACAGCCGCUGCUAGCAGCUCAGCUUACGGAAAAGGAGGAAGAAAUUGUUGACUGGUGGAGCAAAUUUUAUGCUUCAGUAGGAGAACAUGAAAAAUGUGGACAGUAUAUUAAAAAAGGAUAUGACACUUUAAAGGUGUACAACUGUGAAUUGGAAAAAGUGCCUGAAUUUAACAGCUUAACAGAUUUCUGUGAUACAUUUAAACUAUACAGAGGCAAAUCUGAGGACAGCGAUGAUCCAUCAGUGGUGGGGGAAUUCAAGGGAUCCUUUAAAAUCUACGCAUUACCUGACGAUCCCACUAUUCCAGCUCCUCCUCGCCAGUUCCGUGAGCUACCAGACAGUGGACCUCAGGAGUGUAUUGUGCGAAUUUAUAUUGUUCGAGCCUUGCAGCUGCAACCCCAGGAUAACAAUGGGCUGUGUGAUCCUUAUAUAAAAAUAUCCCUAAGUAAAAAAGUAAUUGAAGACAGAGAUAAUUAUGUGCCUAAUACUCUCAACCCAAUUUUUGGCAGAAUGUAUGAACUCAGCUGCUUUUUGCCUCAAGAAAAGGAUCUGAAAAUUUCAGUCUAUGACUAUGACACAUUGACUCGUGAUGAAAAAGUGGGUGAAACCAUAAUUGAUCUUGAGAACAGAUUCCUUUCUCGUUAUGGAUCUCACUGUGGCAUCCCACAGCAGUAUUGCAUUUCAGGUGUGAAUACCUGGCGUGAUCAACUAAAACCAACCCAGUUACUGCAAAAUGUAGCCAGGUUUAAAGGCUAUGCUCCUCCUGUCCUCUCUGAGAAUGGUAGAAAGAUUAACUACGGGGGACGAGACUAUACUUUGGAGGAAGCUGAAGCUAACAAAAUUUUGCAUCAGCAUCUUGGUCCAGGUGAAGAGCGGCUAGCCCUUCAUAUCCUCAGAACCCAGGGUUUGGUACCUGAACAUGUGGAGACAAGGACUUUAUAUAGCACCUUCCAACCCAACAUCUCCCAGGGAAAGCUCCAGAUGUGGGUUGAUGUUUUCCCUAAAAGCUUAGGACCUCCAGGCCCUCCCUUCAACAUCACUCCCCGAAAAGCCAAGAAGUAUAUCUUGCGGGUGAUUGUAUGGAACACCAAAGAUGUCAUUCUGGAUGAAAAGAGCAUCACAGGGGAAGAAAUGAGUGACAUUUACGUCAAGGGAUGGAUGCCUGGUAAUGAAGAAAAUAAGCAGAAAACCGAUGUUCACUAUCGAUCCUUGGAUGGUGAAGGGAACUUUAACUGGAGAUUUAUUUUUCCUUUUGACUAUCUCCCAGCGGAGCAACUCUGUGUCAUUUCUAAAAAGGAACAUUUUUGGAGUCUUGACAAGACAGAAUUCAGAAUCCCACCCAAACUGAUCAUUCAAAUAUGGGAUAACGACAAGUUCUCCUUGGAUGAUUAUCUGGGCUUUGUGGAACUUGAUUUACAUAAAACAAUCAUUCCAGCAAAAGUUCCAGAGAAAUGCAAUAUAGACAUGAUUCCAGAAUACAAGGCAGACAGUUCUCAGAAGGCUCCCAGGACUGCCUCUCUCUUCGAACAGAAAUCCAUGAAAGGAUGGUGGCCAUGUUAUGUUGAAAAGGAUGGCUCCCGUAUUUUAGCGGGUAAAGUUGAAAUGACAUUGGAAGUCGUCAAUGAAAAAGAAGCUGAGGAAAGGCCAGCUGGUAAAGGAAGAGAUGAACCCAACAUGAACCCCAAACUAGAUCUACCAAACCGACCAGAUACUUCCUUCCUUUGGUUUACAAAUCCCUGCAAGACAAUGAAAUUUAUCGUGUGGCGCAGGUUUAAAUGGCUCUUCAUAGGCCUUAUCUUCUUGCUGAUUUUACUCUUGUUCGUAGCGGUACUCCUCUAUUCAUUGCCGAACUAUUUGUCAAUGAAGAUUGUGAAGCCAAUUUAAAGAAGAGUUUUUUACCUCAUCCUUUUAAAUAGUAAUGAGGUUUCGCCUCAGGCUGUGGACCAAGUUCAGCACAGCUCUCCAUCCUUUUUAUCUGCUAGUGUUGGAACUGUAAAAUAGAUAAGUAAGAAUUUAACCAAGGUUAGCGAAAGUUCAAGGGGUCAUGACAGGAGUUUUUAAAAAACAAAGGAUAAACCCCCUCAUGUUUCGUGUACUUUUUUUACUUCAGUGGUAUCUACACAUAGUAAAGUUCUGACUUCCUUGCUUUUAACCUAGAUUUUUCAUAAAAAUCACUCAGGAGCCUGCCUACUAUUGCUUUCUCUAUUUUUUAAUGGAUACUUCCUUUUGAGAAUUCCUUUCUAUUGGGCACACUUUGAAACUUCACAUUUUAGCUUAAUAAAAAACAAGCACUACUUAUAAUUAUGUAUACCAAAGAAACCUCACAGUGCAAUCAAAGAAGACUCAGACAUUGUUUCUAGAAAAGUCCUCAGCAUCAUGCUGCUUAAAAU
Molecule: messenger RNA, 6917 nt
Organism: Egretta garzetta (little egret)
Lineage: Eukaryota; Metazoa; Chordata; Aves; Pelecaniformes; Ardeidae
Gene: MYOF
Product: myoferlin
Exons: 55
Coding region: 61-6411 (2116 amino acids)
Biological process (GO): plasma membrane organization
Cellular component (GO): membrane
Source: RefSeq, a predicted model, not a curated record